UUCAAUUUGUUCAGGUGUAAAAAUGGCGUCAGCAUCAGCAGACAGACACAGUCCACUACAUGAUCGUCCUAACAUGAGUGAUCUGAGUGAUGUUCUGCUGGGAAAGAAUCAGGAAUCUGAUCUUAGUGAGAACACAAACACAGAAAGUGAUGGAGGAGCAGCAGCAGACAGAAAUAGUCCACUACAUGAUCGUCCUAACAUGAGUGAUCUGAGUGAUGUUCUGCUGGGAAAGAAUCAGGAAUCUGAUCUUAGUGAGAACAUAAACACAGAAAGUGAUGGAGGAGAGACAUCGAUGGAGACACAGAUGGAAAAACUGUGGAACUCAUUAGAGAUGUGGCUUCAGUCACAAGAUUCAAGAGAAAGUGAAGAUGAACUGAGGAUUGUGCUGCUGGGCAAACCUGGAGUUGGGAAGAGUUCAACUGGAAACACAAUCUUAGGAAGAGAAGUUUUCAUAUCAGACUUUUCUGAAGAAUCUGUUACUAAAGAGUGUCGAAGAGAAACAUCUGAAAUCAACAGCAGACACAUUACUGUGAUCGACACUCCGGGACUGUUUGAUACUGAUCUCAGUAAUGAAGAAACCCAGAGAGAAAUCAGCAACUGUAUCUCUAUGAUCCUGCCUGGACCACAUGUGUUUCUCUUACUGAUCCCAUUGGGACGAUUCACUCAAGAAGAAGCAACAUCAGUAAAGAUCAUUCAAGAGAUGUUUGGUGAAAACUCAUUAAAGUACACCAUAGUGCUCUUCACCAGAGGAGAUGAUCUGCAGAACAAAACCAUUGAAGAGUAUCUGAUAGAACCUGAAUCUGGCCUUAAAAACCUGAUCGAUGAGUGUGGAAACAGAUUCCAUGUGUUCAAUAAUAAAGAGACUAGAGACCGAACACAGGUGACUGAUCUACUGCAGAAGAUAGACAACAUGGUGAAAGAGAACGGAGAGAGUUACUACUCAUGUAAGAUGUUCAGAGAGAUGGAUAGAGAAAUACAGAAGAAUAUACUGAUGGAGAGAGUCAGGGAAAGAGAAGAAGAGAUGAAGAUGAUCAUGGAGAAAGAAAGAGAGAAACUAGACAGAAAGAUACAAGAGAUGGAGAGCGAAAAAGAGGAAUGGGAGAAACAGAGACAACAGGAAAUCAAGAAAACACGUGAUGAAUAUGAGCAGAAACUUAAACAAGAGAGAGAGAGAAGUGAGAGAGAGAAAGAAGAACUUCAGUUCAAACAUGAAGAAGAGAAAGAGAGGAUGAAGAUGGAGAUGGAGAAAGAAAGACAGAAUUAUGAGAAAGAGAAAAAGAGAAUAGAAGAAGAGUUUAGAGAGAGAGAAGAACAAUAUAAAAGAGAGAUUAAAGAAGGAAAGGAACAAGAGAGAAAGAUACGUGAGGAGAUGAAGAGACAAAAAGUGGAAUGGGAGAAACUGAAACAACAGGAACCACAAAGAAGAGAAGAAGAGGAGAAAGAAAGAGAUGAAGGCUGUCAGUAUGUGACUGGAAUUGUG
Molecule: messenger RNA, 1480 nt
Organism: Carassius auratus (goldfish)
Lineage: Eukaryota; Metazoa; Chordata; Actinopteri; Cypriniformes; Cyprinidae
Product: GTPase IMAP family member 7-like
Exons: 8
Molecular function (GO): GTP binding
Source: RefSeq, a predicted model, not a curated record